GGUAGUCCAAGAGGGUGAUGUAUUACCACCAGCAUAAUAAACACAUCUCCUUACUUCCAGGACGGUCACAGACUUUCUAAUUGGAUAGUGAUAAUUAAUGUUUAACAAAUAAGUACUGUAGCUAACUAAAAACAAAAAACAGCUUAGUAAAAUAAAUAAAUAAAUAAAGCUUGACUAAUACUAUACUGCAGUUUUACACUCACCGGGCAUUUUAUUAAGUACACCUUACUAGUACUGGGUUGGGCCUACUGUUGCCUCCAGAGCCAGCUUAAAUCUUUGUGGCACAGAUUCAACAAGGAGCUGGGUACCUUCCUCUGAGACUUUGAUCACACACAGCUCCUGCAGAUUUGUCGGCUGAACAUCCAUGAUGUGAAUCUCCUGUUCCAGGACAUCCUCCUGGAGUUGGACCUGGUGGCUGUGGCGGCCAUGUGUGUACAGUGAACUCAUUUUCGCUGCCAGUUUGAGAUUAUUUGAGCUUUGUGACAUGCUAUGUUAUCCUCCUGGAAGCAGAAGAUGGGUACACUGUGGUCAUAAAAGCUGGACAUGGGUUCAACGAUUCCGCUCUAUUUGGGAGCCGAUCUCCUCUCAAAGACUGAUGUGCGUACAGAAAACCAUCCAAGACACCAUGCCAAGUUUGCCAAGAAAGGCCUUGCAACAAAAAUAACUUUUCCCUCAGCUUUCAGGUUUCACGGCUUGAAGGUACCCUCUGCAAAUAACAGCCUGUGGUUCUACAGCAUUCAGGGACUUUUUCGAGUAGCCUUUGAGUUGUACAGUAAGCAAGAUCAGCUUGCUGUGCUGGAGAAUUUCCAGGAUGUCUGGAAAGCACAGAUCAGUGACAGCCCUCUGGAAGUGAGUUACAGCCUCAGCGUGCAGCUGGACCCUUCAGGGUCGCUCAGCCAGCGUGACUCACAAUCAAAGGGUGUAAUAUCACAGCCUCCUUAUUGCCAGGCUGACAAGGACGUGGUAGAUGUUAGUAGCAUGGACACUGCUGACACAUCAGCAGAUCAUGAUUAUUGUUCUCUUCCCAAGCAGAGCUUACAAUCUGAGCAAAGAGAAGAAGUGAUAUCCACAGUGAGACAAAAAUUGCACGGCUUGGAUGAACAGUUCUCCUCGGAGCCUAGAAACUGCUCAGAGCAGCUGGAGACGGUCUUGCUGCUUUUGGAGAACAUUGAUCGCUACAUAAAUGGGAGACUUGAAGAAAAAGAUGCGACGGAGAUUGUGCUGGCUCUGCUAAAGGCCAAAGACUGGGGCCCAGUGUAUUCAAGCAGUCUGCUCACUUGUAUAGGACGUUGGCUUGGCCAGCAGUUUCAUGCAGCCAACAGCAGCAUCAGCCAGAAGGUGGAGGGCUUUAAACUUCAGCACAUUGAGCGCAUCAGCGACCUGCCACCUGCUGAGGAACUAGCCACAGAGCUGUUCCCUGAAGCGAUGCGGACGCUGCUGCUUCACUGGAUGGGCUUAAGUGAGGACUUCAGCCUUGAAAAGAGACGCAGCGAAUACCCAAUCCUGCUCCUCAUCCUCGAGUUUGCCAACCACAACCUCAUCACUGGCGUAGCUCAUGUGUUGUACUCCAGUCUUAUAUGCAGGUAAAAGUGUCAACAUAAGACCUGUUUUUCAAUGGAACAACGUUUUAUAUUCAAAUAAAGGUUUAUUUUGUGCGUGUGUGUACAUUACUAUACAUAUAACUCCUCUUAGGUUGGGUAAGGUUCAGUAUUAGCAAAAACAUUUGUUACACAGUACCCUGCAAAAAUCUCCAGAUUCUCAUUUCUUACUUUUGCUAGGAAAAGAGAUAUGGGUGGAGAUUGAUCAAAACACACUAUCUAAUAUAGAAAGAACAGUGGCUGAGAUCCAAACAAGCUUAAAGUCAGUAUCUGGUUGUGACCACCUUUAUUAGUGUUUCAUUGUGUUUUUACUGUCUAGGUAUGUUUUUGCUGCAUUGACAGUGUGCUUGGGUUCACUGUUAUGCUAAAAAAAUAAAACCUCUGACCAUCAGAUAUUUCCAGGUGGUAUUGAGUGGUGGAUCAAAAUCUGACUGUACUUUUCUGGGUUCACAGUUCAAUCAGUUUUGAUUAAAUCUCUGGCACCACUGGCUGAAAUGCAGCUCUAUGACAGAGCCUCCACCAUGUUUUACACACAGUAG
Molecule: messenger RNA, 2137 nt
Organism: Haplochromis burtoni (Burton's mouthbrooder)
Lineage: Eukaryota; Metazoa; Chordata; Actinopteri; Cichliformes; Cichlidae
Exons: 4
Coding region: 544-1587 (347 amino acids)
Source: RefSeq, a predicted model, not a curated record